AUGACCGGGUCUGACGAGGAGGCAAUUGCAGCUUCCACCCAUCUCCCAACAUACCUUGCGCGGCAUCAAACGACCCCUCCAGCCCGCGCCCCCCAUCGGUAUCUCUCGACAACGAGAAGCAUGAGCUCCGCCUCGGCUGCAAAGCUCUCCUUCCACGUCGCAGCCUCCUUCACGGCCAAAGACCGCCCGUAUGAUCCGUCAACACACAUUUUCCACUUCAACCCCUACAACCGCAUCCACCAGAAUCGUAACAAGCGGUCCCGACCAGAUAGCGGCCACGAUGCCUUCUUUGUUAGUAGGGUGGGCGACUCGGGCGCAGUUGCCCUCGGUGUUGCCGAUGGCGUAGGUGGCUGGGUUGAUUCCGGGGUUGACCCCGCAGACUUUUCGCACGGCUUCUGCGACUACAUGGCUUCCACCGCCUACGGACACGGCGCGAUCAAGAACGACCCGACAACACAAAGCACGGGUGAUAAAGAGUCGCUGCGAGCGCAAAGCUUGAUGCAGGAGGGGUACCAGGCGAUAUGCGAAGACAGCACCGUCGUCGCUGGAGGUAGCACGGCCUGCGUUGCCGUUGCUUCGCCGGACGGCAACCUCGACGUAGCCAACCUUGGCGACUCGGGUUUCAUUCAGCUUCGGUUGAACGCCGUACACACCUACUCCGAACCCCAAACACACGCUUUCAAUACCCCCUACCAGCUCUCCAUCGUACCUCCAAGCGUCGCUGCUCGUAUGGCAGCGUUCGGCGGCGCCAACCUCUGCGACUGCCCCCGCGACGCCGAUGUCACCCAGCACGGCCUCCGCCACGGCGACAUUGUCGUUUUCGCCACAGACGGCGUUUGGGACAAUCUCUUCAACCAGGACAUACUGCGCAUUGUGAGCCAUGUCAUGACCUCUACGGGUGCGUGGCUCAUGACCAAGAACGGCGUUCGCGUCGUCGACAAUCUUAAGCCCUUUACAAAACCCUCCGAGGACGCCACUGAGAGACCGCCCUCCAAGUUUUUAACUCUGCAGAGCGUGCUCGCGGCCGAGAUCACAGCCGCCGCCAAGUCGGCCAGCCUCAACCGCAAGGUCGACGGCCCCUUCGCCAAAGGCGUGCAGAAAUACUUCCCACAAGAAAACUGGCAUGGCGGCAAAAUCGACGACAUUUGUACCCUCGUCCUUAUCGCGUCCGAGGACAAUAAGGCCGAACCCAAGAGCCGCCUAUGA
Colletotrichum graminicola M1.001 is the source of this 1206-nucleotide messenger RNA. RefSeq names its product 5-azacytidine resistance protein azr1. Bases 1 to 1206 code for a protein of 401 amino acids. The record is from RefSeq and is a predicted model, not a curated record. NCBI's taxonomy places the organism in Eukaryota, Fungi, Ascomycota, Sordariomycetes, Glomerellales, Glomerellaceae. The transcript has a single exon.